UCAUACCCGAUUGGGAGUGCUUUCAGCCUUAGCUGAGAACUUUUUACAACUGGCUUGCAGAAAGUAAACCCUUUUGACAUGCUGGAUGUUCACCAAGUUUAUAUUAGGGCACAUUUCCCCAAGCACUGAUCUGAUCAACGACAGUAAAGGUUAAAAGUGGGGAAGAUUGGUCAUUAAUGGAGGCCUCAGUAGAAGACUGCCUGACCUUUCAGAUCCAAUAUUCUUUAAUGCCAUUAUGUUAAAAUUUGCAAGAUUCCAUCAACAGGAGAAAGAGUUGGACUAAGCGGUGGAAAAUGUGGACAAACAGCAUAUGACAGCGGGUAUCCAGGUAAGGUUUAACUGCCCCACCUACAUCUGGACCACAGCCAUGUGAGCACAACUUUCAUCUGCCCUCUUUAGUCAGAAGAAAUUUCUUGAUGCAUAAGGUCUCAGCACAACAUUUCCAAAGAAAACUCUGUAUGGACUGAACCCGGAUGUCGUGGCAUGCUUGAGAGCACUAAUCUCGCAAGGUCUGGAUUCUAUUGUGCUGAAAAAAUCAUGUUGGUACUCAAAUAGGCCUUUCAAGUCCUCAGAAAUUGGUUAUGGUGGUCGCGAGAUGUUGAGCAUGGUAAUUUCAAUUGUGGGUGUCCCUAAAAAUUUUAGCUCUAGAUUGUGGGUGUCUCUGUAUUGUGAUUGUGGUCUAUCGGUAGCCCUGAAAUUUAGAUCAUUUUGCCAAUCAUAUUGAUUGUCAUUGUGGGUAGUCAUUUAAUCUGAAUAUGGCUGUGGAAUAGUCCUGAUUCUCAGGUCAGUCAAGUGCAAUACCGUUAUUUGCAGACUUCGCAAUUUGGUUAUGGUAUUGGGAAAUCCUUGAAUCUGGGGAAUUGGGCAGGCUGUCAGAGUGGAUGGGUUGUCAGAGAGAGUAUUUCUUAAAAGUCAUGUUGGGCUGCAGAAUACACUGAUUAUCCGAUCUGUUUUAGGAAACGCUUUUUGUUGGAUUCCACAUAAUCCCUAGGUGGAUCAUACAGCCAGAAUGAAGGGGUUGUUGGCGAGCCACAAGAAUGCUAGAGGGCUGAGCAAGGGUGGACAACCAAACAGGUUGGCCGUUGUUUCAGUAUGUUUUAUGUGCUCUUUAGUCUUGAUACUUGGAAUUUUCUUCAUACAAUGGACACAGAUUUUCUGCAAGGCUCCUGGUGUUUCUGCUACGCAAGAGGUGGUUUUCAAUCACAGCGAUCUUCUUACAGAUUUUGGCUCUCUGGGAGUUCCUUGGUGCAGGUCAAGGCGUGGAUCCACUGUGAAUUGGACAAGAGAUGACCUUCUGUAUGCUUUGGAAGAAUUUGUACCCAUCUACCAUAAGAGACCUAUAAAAAAUAACAUGUUUGGUAUGGGUUUUGAUCACAGUUUUGGUCUCUGGUUUAUUACAAGGUGGUUAAAUCCAGAUUUGAUGAUAGAAAGCGGCGCUUUCAAAGGUCAUUCUACAUGGGUGUUGAGGCAAGCCAUGCCUAACAAGCCUAUAAUAUCAAUUACCCCUCGCCAUCCUGAAAAGUAUUUGAAGAAAGGGCCUGCAUAUGUAGAUCCCAAUUGCAGAUAUUAUUCAGGGAAACAGUUUAUUGAUUUUGGAAGUAUUGAAUGGAAACCAGUAAUGGAGGAAUAUGGAAUUUCAGACCAGAGCAAGGUGGUUGUUUUCUUUGAUGAUCAUCAAAAUGAACUUAAAAGGCUGAAACAAGCUUUGAGGGCAGGAUUUAGGCACCUGAUUUUUGAGGAUAACUAUGAUACUGGUACUGGAGAUCAUUACUCUCUCCGUCAAAUAUGUGAUCAGUCUCACAUUAAAGGUGGUGGACAUAGUUGCAAUGAAGAUAGCAAUGAAGCCAGGAUGAGAGCCACAAGGAAGCAAUUUUGGGAGAAGGCCUUAGACAUCCAAGAGCUCUGUGGCUCAGGGGAUGCCUGGUGGGGUGUUAGAGGACACAUGAGAGACAACUUCAACCAUAGCUUUGAGAUUAUCUCUCAUACAGAGCAUGUUGAGAAUAGCAAGUUUGUUGAAUCUGUGCUGGACCUCUACUGGGAGCUUCCACCUGUUGCUGGACCAUCCCUCACCCACCAAACUAGAUACGACCCUGCCCGGUCCUCUGAACCUAUUGUUCCAGAUGAUCAAAGAUAUUUGUUUAGAAAACUUGGACUGAGCAGUCUGAACAACAGUGUGUUUAAUGGAUACACACAGAUGGUUUAUGUUCAAAUAUCAGAAUAGUCAAAGCAGCAAGGAAGCAGAAGUCCAUUUUUUUGUCUGGCAUGAUGUUUGUGCUAGAUGUAUUUUUUGCUAAUAAGUUGGGGGAAUAACCACUAUGAACAUUUGAGUUUGUAUAUACCCCUGUUUUGCAAAGCCUUAAAUACAAAAUGCAGUUAACCGUAAUCAAGUUACUUGCCAAAGCAGGAAUCCAAGUUCUGUAGAAAAUACUAAAGCUUUUGCUGAAGCAUAGAAGCAAUGGUUCAGAAUUAUUUUUUAUUUGUGAUCAAAUGAUCUUUUGAUGAAUGGAAACUGUUACCAGCAUCUUUUUAAGCUCA
Molecule: messenger RNA, 2535 nt
Organism: Cryptomeria japonica (Japanese cedar)
Lineage: Eukaryota; Viridiplantae; Streptophyta; Pinopsida; Cupressales; Cupressaceae
Exons: 4
Coding region: 1010-2221 (403 amino acids)
Source: RefSeq, a predicted model, not a curated record